CCGGAGGAUGCAGUGCGUUUCGGCUGUGGAGGCGGCGCUGCACAUCCAUCAUGUAUGUGUGGAUGAGUGCAAGUUAGGCCUGGAACAACCCCAUGCAUGAAUGAGGUGGAUGCUGAAAGCUACGACGAUGGCGUACACCAGGCCACCCAAACCACGACUGCAAGAAGCAGCUGCCACGACCCAGCAGCGUACACAGACCGUGUGCUGGAUGCCACUGCUUCCCUCGUCACCAGCUUGGCACACGCGCACCUGAACGGCAGAGAAGCGGGCGUGCUCAAUGUUACCGUCGUAGUUGGGUCUUGGCUGGCUGCUCGAGAGGAGGAUGUACGUGCGGCAAAGCAAUGGGCUGCAAAGUUUGCUCUGCCCAACAGCUUGGCGGUCAGUGGGGGCGACAUGUUUGAUGCCGCCUCGUGGAAACACGCCACAAACAACGACAGCACACGCGCCCCUCUCGUCGCCCAGCUCGUUCGGCAUCUGCUCUCCACAGUACCCGACCAACACCUGCCAAGCACUCAUGCAGCGCAGGACGCCAGCACCAGAUUGGCGACGGACCAGUGCGAUGACCCCAUCGCAGCCCAGCACUUCCUCGUCGACAACAACGCGGAAGACAGGGGAGAACAAGAAGAAGAAGAUGAUGAUGAUGAUGAGGAGGAGGAGGAGGAGGAGGAGGAGGAGGAGGAGGAGGAGGAGGAGGAAGGCAAUGCCACCGCAGCAGAUGUACACGUUGAGCGAGCGUGCAGUGGCCAUGAAGCUGGUACUGAGGACAGUCGUGCGGUCCAAAGCCAGGACGAUGCAGGUUGCAACAGCAAGCAGCCAACGCGGCGCACGGACACCAACUCCACGCCAAUCUGCUUCCAUCAUUUGGCAGUGCAACAUGAGAGCCACUUGACUCGAGACAGCCUGUACCCCUGUCCCACAACUUUUGUGCCGCACAGUGCACACGAUCUCUACGGAAACCGCUUCUACUCCGGCCCCGUGCAAGUGCGGGAGAGCCCCCUACACCUGUUCUGUGCGGGGGCGAUGGCGCACGUGCUGCGGGUGCUGUGGCGGGUGAAACAGCGUGGGCUCCACGUGCGGACUCGCGUGCUGUUCUUCGGCGGCGGACGCACGGCAAAGGGCGAGGCGCAGAUGCUCAUCCACCCACACGCCGUCUGGUCCAUGCACGGGCGAACGCCAGCACCACCUCAUGAGCCUGCUGCUGUUCGCGAUAACGACGACGAUGGUGGUGGUGGUGGUGACGACAACUACUACGAACAUGGUGCUGGCAUCACUGUGCUCAUCAUCACCACACCCACAACACCUGAUCCUGGUGCCACGCUUGCCCUCGAUGCCGCUGAGCCUACUUCCAACAGGCUCGCGGGCUGUGACCAGCCGCAGGAGCAACAGCAUGGCAACGAUGUGGCGCCAAGUGUGAGCGACAACGCUGUGCCAUCGCCCAAGCCACCACCAACACCAGAACCAGCAUCAGAACCAGAGCUCGCGCCACCCACUAACGAAGCUGCUGACAGCUCGCCAGGCGACACUGGUGGCACCGACACGCACGAAACCAGUGACUGCAACACACUCUGCGGCGACCAGGAGCACCCGGCCAGCUCCAUCACGCAGCGCGCCAACGACCUUCUCGUGGGCCGACGAAAGCACGCUCUUGAGGUGCAGCAACACGACCCUCUCACUGAAAUCCAGCACACUAGUGACCACCCCGAAGCUCCGCAGGCGGAGCAAGGCACAAGUGCGCUGGACACGGCAGUUGAUCAUCAAGACGCAGCUCAUGCCAGCCCGAGUCAUGCCCAACUCGAGAACAGCGCUCAGACGGGUGACUGGACCCACAGCGACAGCAGCUGCUCCUUCGCCAGUGACGCUGUGCUGACGCAGAAUCGAGAAGCGAAUGCGAGAACAUUGAUAGAAGAAGAAGGAGGCGGCAUUGGCCUUCCGUUUCAAGUCGGUGUCUGGACACUCGGUGCCGCAUUCAUCCUCCUCCAGCUCAUCAUCUCCUUUCUUCUCUGUCCAAGCCAGACCACCCACCUCUUCCUGGUCUUCCUUGGCCCGUUCUUUGACUGGGUGACGGCCGAGCACGGGAGUGGCGAUGCCAAGCAUGACCUCGGCCCCCGCCUGGACACGCGACCCGCACGCUCCAUCCUCAAGACCGCGCGCAGAACCGCCGACGUGAAUCGGCACGUGGUGGAGGACAUCCUCAAGCAGGUGUCAGCCGUGUACGAGGCAGCAGACCGGGAACAGGACAGUGCUGAUACCGCGGCCCACGCUGCUCCGGCCACAGGUCACCAGCACCACAGCCACGACCACAACCAUGGGUCACGUCACCGCAGGCGCCGCCAUCGACGUGCAUCGAAGCAGAAGCGGCGCCGGCGACGGAGUGGUGCGGCCCUUGCUGAUGCCAGCGGCACGGGCGAUGAUGGCAGCAGUGGAGAUGUGAGCGCCUCAGCUGUCUCUCGGCGCGACAGUUUGAGCAGCAGCAGCAACGCAGACGCUGAUGACAGUAUCCGCCACUGUGUACGGACAAUGACCAACGAUGGGGGCAGCGAAUCCGAUUCCAUGGCACAGUCAUUGCCACAGCAUGCGAGUGCUGACCCCACCACGAGCACAGAUGCAGCCACCACCACCUCACCCACCUCGAUUGCCACAGUCGACGCAGCGAACUCGGCCGUCCCAUCUGUCACGGUGUCAUCUGCCGCCACCGACACUGCACGAGAUGGCACAGGUGCCGAUAAUGCAGGCGCUAACGUCGUGAAGCCGCAGCGUGUUGGUGUUCCGAUCAGCGAUGCUGAUGAUGAUCAUGAUCAUGAGGCCGAAAACAAUGCCAAUGACACUGCUAGGGACGGGGGCGACCGCCGUGAACAAGGUGGGUCGCACCAGACAGUGGGCUGCGCUGUCGCCAGUGUUGACGGUGGCGCUGUUCGACAGAACGAUCAUGGUGACGACGGUGGCGACGACGGGCGCAGUGAUUAUGACGGCGACGAUAGUCGUGAGGUUCGUCAUGAGAGCGACGACAGCAUCGCCGCUGACAGUGGUGACAACAGCACCACCACCUCCUCGCUGCACGAUAGCGAAAGGAUGGGUGGUGACAGCAGCGAAGUACAGGUGCAGGACGCAAGAGCACGCGGACGCCAACCACGGCGAUCAAUGACACCAGAGACAGUGCAUGACACACCCGCUGCCCGAAGCCGCCACCGCCCGCCUGGGAGGCGCCACACACGCACGCGCGCAGGCAAGGCGAAGAAGAGUGAUACGGGCGGUGAUGAGGACGGAAGCUAUGGCACUUCCGGCGGCAGUGAUGACGGCCCUGUCCCGAUUGCGGUGCAGCUGCAGGCCAUUCAGCGCGCCGCCGAGCUGUGGGCGGAUCUCAUGGCCCAGCACGAGGGACUCGCAGACGGCAGCGGCAGCAGCGGCAGCAGUGCUAUUCCCGUUGGCAUUACGCUGGGUGACGAUGACGACAUGUGGGGCCACAGUUGGGCUGGCGACGGUGGAGAGCACCGCCACAGACGCAACUCGUGGCUGCACCUUGACAGCGAGCGCAUUGCGCAGCAGCGGACGCUGGUACAGGCCCCGCGCACCGGUGGCCGCUGGAGCACGGUUGCAUUCACCACGAAGCCUCCAGAUGUGUUUGAGACAUACGCUGCCUGGGAGUAUGACCGUCGAAGUGUUCCCGUCACAUACUCGUUCCUGGCUGAUGAAGAAGAGCUGAGCGGCACUGGCACGGCAUCAGGCGCCUCCCCGCGCGGCCGCAUCAGUGCUGCCAGCAUCGCCAGCCAGCGGCAGGGCUCGCCGCACGCCUCCGUCUACAGGCUUGAGGCCAUCCCAGAGGAGGAGGAAGGGACGUUGCGGCUGCACCAGCAACACCAGCAGCAGGGGUUCAAGGGUGACAGUCGCGCUGAAGUGCAAGACAGUGCUGGUGGUGGUGGUGGUGGUGGUGGUGACGAUCAAAGCGCUGGGCUUGGUACAGCACGUCAGGGUGUGACGGUAGCUGCUGGAGUGUGCAUUGGAGUGGAUGAAGUCGAGAAGGCGAAUGAGGCACCACUGCAGCAGAAGCAAAUUGCAACUCAGGCCAAAGGAACCAGCACACACGCAAACUCCACGUCACCAUCAGCAACAGCGCCGCCGUCAUCCUCUGCGUCCUCCCUUGAGCCAACGUCAUGUCAACCGGCCGCAACAGUGAGCCAAGCCAAGGCCAUGGACACCACUUCGGCGCCUAUGCACCCCGGUGCUGACACGCAACAGGCGCCCAUCAUCAAUAUGACGCAAGCGGACGGCAGUGUCGAUGACGACGACGACAGCAGCAGCAGCAGCAGCAGAACCACCACUGAAGCCGCAGUAAAGGGGAAGCGCAAUGCCGUGCACGGCGAACAAGCAGGCGUGACCAACAACAAUAGUCGCGACCAUGCCCGCCACCGGCAUCAACGCGACCACGAAGAAGGCGAUGGCGAGCAGACAAACCACACGGUCACAGCCGCCACAACAGCCGCCAUCGUCGCCAAUAACACCACCAGCAACACCAGCAACACCACCAGCACCAGCACGAGCCACGCUCAGCUUGAGGGUUCGGAUGAUCAUGACGACCACCAUCACCAUCAUCGCCGUCGCGGCCGCCGCAGCCACCACGAACACCGCCGCCGCCGUGAUCGCCACAGCCACGACAGUGCCCACGGUGACAGCAGCGCUCACGCGGUUGCUGACAAGAGCGAUGGCCGGCGCACACGAAUGCCCGGUCUGGUCACGACAUCCUCCAUCGCUGAGGAUGCGCACAUGUCUGUGCUUCCCUUUGUGACAGCACACGACGUGGACGAUGACGAUGCAGCGUCCUCUCUUGAUGGCUCCAUCUUUUCGCUGCACGAUGUAUUUGGAGACGACGCGAGCUUCGAUGAACGUCACCAUAGCCAGCAGCAAGCGGAGCGUGGCCGUCGUGGCAGCGGUGGCGGCAGUGCGCACCGCCGCGACGACAACCCACCACGAGCCGCUUUAACUGAACGCUCACGCACUGACUCAUCCCCACACUCCUCAUCAUCAUCAUCGCCCUCGGUAUCGGGCUCAUCUUCAUCGCCAUCACAACCGCCAACACCAGACGCACGCGCACGGCAUGCACCAUCACUCCCACCAGGAACAAAGACAACGAGAGCAGCAACGUCAUCAACAAGAACAUUAAGGAACGCACCGCCGUCGCCAACAUCGACCCGCGCCAUCUCUGCCACCCGCCGCGCCCUGCUGCGCCGUCAGCCCAGCGUCGAUCUCGAGUCGUGGGAGCUCAAGACCGAGGACACAACACGGCGGACCCGUCUCACCCGUGGCCGGUCGCCACGCGUCUCCACGUCGCUGUCACCGCCGCUAUCACCUGUACUGCCGCGUGCUCCCUUUGCGCCCUCGCCCCGCUCUGGCUCCGUCUCUCCAUCAAUUUCUCCAGACCCAACCGCUGAGCGGCGUGCACUGCUCACAUCCCCGCAGGCGGGCGGCCUAGGCGGUCACGAUGACAGCGGCGGUGGCAGCAGCAACGAGGGUGACGUCGGUGCGGCGGACGAGUGGUCCGAUGACGAUCGCAUUGGAUCCGGCGCCGAUGACACAGCCGAUACGGCACUGGGCCAACUUCGUAAACGACUCUCCUCACUCGAGGUGUUUACGACAGCUGCGGACCAACAGACGCAAGACCGCAUCAUACAUCGUUGGGAACAGCUGCAACGUGAGAAGCGGCGACGGCGAGCGGCCAUCCAGGCAAGUCGCCAGGCCACGCUCGCACGCGUCGAGAAGGAACGCAAGGAACAGCAGAAAGAGAACAGGCAACAGGCUCUCGAACGGGCGCUGCGGUGCCGCUCGCUGUCCACACGGUCGUCAACAAGCGAGAACGGCGCAACUGCGGCGUCCCUCCUGCCACCACGGCCAAGCACCGCCAUGGGUGCUGGCGAUGCGCGGGCGCGCCGGCCACACCGCCAGCGUAACGCAAGCGAGGACGGCCUUGGGGCCACGUCCCCGCCCCGUCAUGCUGCCCUGGGUCGACGAUCUGCGUCAUUGUCGUGGGCAGAUUGUGCCAUUCCUCGGUCAAGGACAUCCACGCACGCUGCUGUGGAAUUGUCACCGCCCUCGGCACCUGCGUCUCCCUUAACGUCUCGCCACGCAACGCACAAGGCUACUGCACAAGUAACAGGCACGCCAUCACCGGGCAAGCGCGCACAGCUGCAGGCUGGAAAUGCGCUCGUGGCUGGAGCGACACCAGUAGCCACAUCGCUCAGCCCGCAUCCAACGGCACAACCAUCCGGCCGGGCUCGGAGCUCCUCCCUUCCCUCUGUCGCCUUGACCAUCACAGAUGACGACUCGGAGUGAUGGAACUUGCCUGCUGCACACGCUGCAUGGCUCUCUUCAUUCUUCACCUUCACGUAUGUUCAGAACGACUAGCUCGAUCUUGUUAAUUUAAAACUGCGCCGUGUUCGCCGUUAUAUUGUGUGCGUGUGUGUGUGUGCUUUGCGCCGUGUAUUUUGCGCUGUGUUUUGCUUGGCUGGUGUGGAGUUGAAAUACAAACAUGCGAAC
Molecule: messenger RNA, 6525 nt
Organism: Salpingoeca rosetta
Lineage: Eukaryota; Choanoflagellata; Craspedida; Salpingoecidae
Exons: 9
Coding region: 97-6321 (2074 amino acids)
Source: RefSeq, a predicted model, not a curated record